Molecule: messenger RNA, 5177 nt
Organism: Ctenopharyngodon idella (grass carp)
Lineage: Eukaryota; Metazoa; Chordata; Actinopteri; Cypriniformes; Xenocyprididae
Gene: col15a1b
Product: collagen, type XV, alpha 1b
Exons: 44
Coding region: 337-4278 (1313 amino acids)
Cellular component (GO): basement membrane
Source: RefSeq, a predicted model, not a curated record
AAGAUUCGUGAGCAACACCGACACGUGUUGUAACAGCCAAGGAUGAUUUUAAAAAAACACAUAUUUGUUAAGGGAUUGAACAGCCGAGCUGUUUAUGAGGUCACUGCACUAAAACGGAUUUGAAAGAGUGGAGACCGUCGCUUCUCAGAGAAUUUUCGGGGUCGGAUUUCAGCAGUCCGUAGCGCUGCAUAGUGCGGAGACUGAGGCAGUCUUUGUUCAGCCAGUCUGAAGUGAGAGACUGGAGAGUCAGUCAGGAGGAGAGAAGUGAGAGAGGAGAGAGAAGAGUGGGUGACAACACUCUGGAAGUGUUGAUAUCCACGUUUUUGCACUAAUCUUAUGCUCAUACUUCUGAAGAAAAUGAAACUGCGCCUCCUGUCGUGGCUCGUUGGUGCGCAUCUUGCCUUGAGUUAUCUCUCAUCUGCGCUUCAUGUGAUGGAAGAGCGAGGGUCCAAGGGUCAUCUAGUGCUCACUGAGCUAAUUGGCGUUCCUCUUCCUCCAUCUGUGUCCUUCAUCACUGGCUACGAGGGUUUCCCUGCCUACAAUUUUGGGCCUAAUGCUAAUGUAGGCCGACUGACCCAGUCCUUUGUACCUGAGCCCUUCUUCACGGACUUUGCCAUUAUUGUCACCCUCAAGCCCUCCAGCUCUCGAGGAGGGGUCCUGUUUGCCAUCACAGAUCCCUCCCAGAAGAUUGUGCACCUGGGCUUGGCCCUGACACCUGUAGAGGACAAGACCCAGAGGAUUGUACUCUAUUACAGCGAGCCAGGGUUUGCUGACACCAUGGAGGUGGCUUCCUUUAAAGUGCCUGACAUGACACAACAGUGGAACCGCUUCACGCUGACGGUGAAGAAUGAGGAAGUUCGGCUCUAUAUGGACUGUGAGCAGUACCACAGCGCACCCCUGAAGAGAAGCAAGCAGCCCCUCAGCUUUAAGACAGGCUCGGGCAUCUUUGUGGCAAAUGCGGGCAGUACUGGCCUGGAGAGAUUUGUGGGGUCUAUCCAACAACUGGUGAUAAAACCGGACCCCAGGGCAGCAGAAGAGCAAUGUGAGGAGGAUGACCCCAGCGGGGACAGAAGUGGUGAUGGUGAGGGUGUUGAUGAUGAAGAAGAGCAUGGGAGACAUAACGGACUCUUUGGUCUGGCAAACGAGAGAGAAGAUAAAGAAAAGACACAUAGACCCACCAUUCCUGUGCAAGCCCCACCCACUGUAUCACCUGAGGUGGAAGAGGGGGAGUUCUCAGGAUAUGUGACCCCUAAAGACGAACGUCCAUUUGGAGGGAGUUACAAAACACAUGAAAUGGAGGAGAUUACAGAUCGUUCAGGCCAGGGACAAAAAGGGGAACGUGGAGCACCUGGACCUGCAGGCCCCCCGGGACCACCUGGACCUCCUGGACCAUCUCUCCCACCCAGAGAUUCAGGUCAGCUUGGAGAGAGAGGCCCACAAGGUCCACCAGGAGGACCAGGGAAAGAUGGGCAACCUGGAAGCAAAGGUGAAGAAGGAAAACCAGGGCAAAGAGGACCGCCAGGACCUCCAGGAUUACCUGGAGAAUCUGGAAUUAAAGGAGAAAAGGGUGAUCCUGGGAUGGGUGAACCUGGAUUGCCUGGUCCACCAGGGCCUCCCGGCCCACCAGGGCUAUCCAAACCAAUUAAAGUUCCAUAUGGAUUUGAUGCUCUCGGCUCUGGAUUUGGAGAUGUUGACAUUGAUACAGAACGUCUUAGAGGUCCACCUGGUCCUCCAGGCCCUCCUGGGAAACCUGGCCCACCUGGUACUAAUGGCUCCUUUGGGGGUUUGCUGACUGGACCUCCAGGUGCCCCUGGCAAGGAUGGCAGAGAUGGGCAACCUGGACUUCCUCUGUUUGAGGACUGGUUUAGUGGGUCUGGCACUGACUCUGGGUUUGGCUCAGGGUUUGGCUCGGGUUUUGGUAAAGGACAGACAUUGCCCUGGUUCGUUCAGGUCACUGAACCAGGAGUUCCUGGUCAGGAAGGCUUAAGUGGACAACAGGGUCCAAAAGGAGCAAAGGGUGAACAAGGAAUAAGAGGGCCCCCUGGACCUAAGGGUGAAAAUGGUGACCCUGGCCUGAGAGGUCCACUUGGCCCUAUUGGACCUAUGGGGCCCAGGGGUGUACCUGGACCACCUGGCCCUCCUGGCCCACCAGGGCCCUCAAGCAAUAACUUCAAGGUGGACACUUUGAAGGAUUUGGAGGGUUCUGGUGAAAGCGGAAUGUUUCUCGGAGCCGGAAUUUCAAAAGGCUAUCAAGGGCCUCCUGGUCUUCCUGGCCCACCAGGACCUCAGGGACUUCCUGGAGCUGACGGAGCCCCCGGUUUGUCUGUAAGGGGUGAACCAGGAUUGCCAGGACCUGAUGGAAAACCCGGAUUAGCUGGUUUACCAGGAGUCAGGGGGCCAAAGGGAGACAAGGGCAGUCCAGGAAAGAAGGGUGAGCGAGGUCAUGAUGGACUGAGCAUCACAGGGCCUCCCGGCCCCCCUGGCCCUCCUGGACCAAUCGUUAACUUUCAGGAUCUCUUUUUUAAUGAUACAGCAGCCAAAUUAAACCUCACUAAGAUCCGAGGACCGCCAGGCCCUAUGGGCCCUGAAGGUUUGCCUGGCAGAGCAGGAUUUCCUGGCCCAAGGGGACCAAAAGGUGAAAUUGGGUUUCCUGGUAUUCAAGGACCUCCAGGACUGAAGGGAGAAAAGGGGGAGUCAGGCAUAUCCAUAGCUGCUGAUGGUUCGCUAAUAACAGGCCUGAGAGGAUCCAGAGGACCAAAAGGAAUCAAGGGAGACAUCGGUCCCACUGGACGACCUGGGAUUAUGGGGCCGAUUGGACCACCAGGACAAAAAGGAGAAUAUGGAAUGCCUGGUCGACUAGGUCGGCCUGGAAUAGUUGGAAGGAAAGGGGACAAGGGAGAUGCUAGUGGUCCCCCUGGUCCACCUGGUCCACCUGGACCUCCAGGGCCACCAGGACGAGUGAUUGGCCUCAAUGGAACAGUUUUCCCAGUUCCUCCUAGACCACACUGCAAAAUACCAGUCAACAACAACAAUUCACAACAAGGCAAUGGAAGAGUGCCAUUUGGAGUCAAAGGAGAGAAGGGUGAUGUAGGAAAUCCUGGAUUGCCAGGAGCUCCAGUGCCUAUGUUUCCCCAAGAUUAUGUGGGUGCUAAAGGUUAUAAUGGCUACAAAGGGCAAAAAGGAGAGAAAGGGGAUCCAGGUUUGCCUGGCACUCCAGGUCUCCCUGGGAGAGCAGGCCUUGUGGGACCUAAAGGGGACUCUAUUGUUGGCCCUCCUGGGGACACUGGUGCCCCAGGCCUGCCAGGACUGCCUGGGUAUGGAAAUCCAGGACCACAAGGGCCACCAGGACCACCUGGGCCACCAGGUACCCCGUCGGCAUAUGGCUCAGCUGCGAGUCUCCCUGGACCUCCAGGUCCUCCCGGGCCGCCUGGUGCUCCUGGCCAUGGAAACCCUGUGAGCACAUAUAGAAACAGUCAGACCUUGAUGAGAGAGACCAGUCGAGCUGCAGAAGGGACACUGGGAUAUGUUAACGACAACAGUGAACUGUACAUCAGGGUACGAGGGGGCUGGAAGAAAGUUGAGCUAGGAGAGCUCAUCCCAGUUCCCCAAGAGAGUUCCUCAUCUGAUUUGUCACAAGGCCUGAGCAGACCCAGCGACCACAGUGUACCCAGAGUUCACAGCCAGGAGUUAAAGAGCGUACUGCCAGGCUUCAAUGUUCUUCCACACACUGCACACUCGAUGCCUGCGUUGCACCUGGUGGCACUCAAUACCCCAUUCUCAGGGGACAUGCGUGGAAUCCGAGGGGCAGAUUAUCAGUGUUACCAGCAAGCCCGUACCAGGGGCCUGACAUCAACUUACAGAGCUUUCCUCUCCUCUCACCUACAAGACCUAUCUACCAUCGUCAAGAAAGGGGACCGCUUCAACUUGCCAGUGGUGAACCUCAAAGGAGAAGUGCUCUUCGGCAGCUGGAUGGCUAUGUUCUCCGGCAAUGGGGCUGUUUUUGAUCCACUUACUCCGAUUUACUCCUUUGAUGGAAGAAAUGUCAUGACAGAUCAGGCUUGGCCUCAGAAACUGGUGUGGCACGGCUCGAGUACAGUGGGCAUCCGAGUAACAACUAACUACUGUGAGGCAUGGCGGACGGGUGACGUGGCGGUGACCGGACAGGCAUCUCUUCUGCAGACCGGCAGAUUGCUCGGGCAGCACACACGUAGCUGCUCAAACCACUUCAUUGUGCUUUGCAUUGAGAACAGCUACAUCCAGGACCCUGGAAGGAACUAGAAAGCUGACCAUUUUAAAGUAAAGUAAUGCAGAUGUAGGGAGCAGCAGUAGCUGGACUGCUAGGGGAAAUAUCCAAUCUACUCUUUUUUUUAUUUUUAGGGAUAGAGUUCCUGUGAGAAGCAACAAGCCAGGGAAAAUGGCACUGCAAUCAUGUUUCAGUUCUUCUCUGAGCAUGGUGUAAAUAUGUAUAAAUCACCCACUGAUAUUGUUCAGUCAGCGCCCCACCAACUUUUAUUCAACUAUUAGAAUACCAAAGAAUACCUCAGCCAGACAUCAAGCAAGUGUAGAUCCAUUGUAUGAAUUCACUGCAUUACUGUGUGUCUUCUCAGAUGGUCUCAGUCCCUCCUUAAAAUGACUAAUACAGAGUUUUGUGUGUGUAUAAUAUUAACUACGAAAUUAAAACCACAAACAUCAAUAGACACAAGAUGCUUUCUUUUAAUCAGACUAAAUAUCAAUAUUUAGAUAUCAGUAUUUGGAUAUAUUCAAACAACAGUUUUGGAAGUUGUUUAAAUGCACUAUAUUAAUAAUUUCUUGUGUUUUUUGGGUUAGAGUUUUUCAUGAAGCUACUUUCUGUGAACUUGCAUUUAAACUCGUAUUUAAAAGAGGAAAAAUGUCUAAUUUAUCAUGUAAAAGCACAUAAAACUAAAAUCCAGUGCCAAGUACAUACUUACAUAGGCAUUCAUUUCAAAAGUUGACAGUGGCCACAACCACAUUAUAACUCUUCACUGUGUUUAAUCUUUCUAUAAUGACAUAUUUAGAAAGACAAAAUAGAAAAUAAGAUACAUUGUUUAUCUUCUAGAAGCCGGGUAUAAUUAUGAUACAAGGAUAGAGAGACACCUCCCCCUUUCUUUUUUUUCAUAUUUGAAUGGUGCUCAGUGAAUAAAUGUUUUGUUUUAUAA